Diorhabda carinulata is the source of this 525-nucleotide messenger RNA. RefSeq lists its product as uncharacterized. The record is from RefSeq and is a predicted model, not a curated record. Lineage: Eukaryota; Metazoa; Arthropoda; Insecta; Coleoptera; Chrysomelidae. Bases 1 to 450 code for a protein of 149 amino acids. The transcript has 3 exons.
AUGAAGUUUCCAAGUGUAAUUGUUGUGCUCAUUGGUGUUCUUGGAUACAAUAUAUUACAGGCACAACCUUUAGAAAGAGACCCGGUUAAAAGUCUCAGGUUAAUUCGAUCUCCAACUAAGCAUCAUAAACCAUUAUUAGGAGGCUUACUCUUUGGUGGUAACACUCCAAUAGGACAUGGUCCUCAAGGUGGUGUAAGUGGUCACGGUCCUCAAGGAAUAGUAAACAACAACUACGUAACAAAUAUUAAUAACUACGGGCCGGGGGGUCAUGGAGGUCAUGGACAGGAAGCAAAUUUUGCAGGUAGUGUUGCGUUCGCAGGAGGUCAUGGUGGUCAAUCACAAAGUCAAGCUGCCGCUUUUUCCAUAGGGCCUAAUGGAGCUUCUUUUUCCCAGAGUCAAGCACAAAGUAGACACGGAAAAAGUGGAUUUUUUGAUCUGCUUGACUAUUAGAUACUAUGUGAUAUUAAUUUUAAGUCGAUAUUUAAUGUAGAUAUUGUUUUUAAUAAACAUUUACGUAACAGAUAA